Messenger RNA from Cyprinus carpio (common carp), 5395 nucleotides. Its product is annotated as contactin-1a-like. The transcript has 24 exons. Gene Ontology annotation, biological process: brain development; cell-cell adhesion. Lineage: Eukaryota; Metazoa; Chordata; Actinopteri; Cypriniformes; Cyprinidae. Gene Ontology annotation, molecular function: cell-cell adhesion mediator activity. The record is from RefSeq and is a predicted model, not a curated record.
UCUUUGGAAUACAAUGGAGUUGCACAGUUUUCUUUACCGCAUCCGUGAUAUUGAAGAUUUAAGAUCAUAUUUUGCUUUUUUUAAUUUUAUUUGUUUUAUUGAACUGACAAUCAAGAUUAAAGGAAGAUAUUUUUAUCAGAAAACGGAGUACAUGGAUUGUUUUAUUGGACACGGAGCGAGUGAAACCAAAACUGAAACUAAAUGCGCACUCACAGUUCGUUUAGGAUUCUUUGAUGAAUAGAAAGCUAAAAAGAACAUCAUUGACACAGCUCCUGAUGUCUGAAGAUCUCCUGUAAUUGAUGUUCGCCGCGGCAAUCCAGCCCAGAGCCAUGAGCCACACUUCCUGCUGCGUUCUGCUGAGCAUCUCGCUCGCGCUCGCCUGCCGCUUUUGGUCAGUGUGUGCUGAGUUCCCAACAGUUUUUGGAGACAAAUCGUCAGGUUUCGGGCCUGUGUUCGAGGAGCAGCCCGUUGACACCAUUUACCCUGAAGAGUCUCCAGAGGACAAGAUCAUCAUGAGCUGCAGGACACGAGCAAACCCGCCGGCCACAUACAGGUGGAGGCUGAACAACACAGAAAUCGUUAUUGGAAAUGAAGACGACUACAGCCUGAUGGGAGGAAACCUCGUCAUCAGCUUCCCCGACAGGAGCAAGCAUGCUGGGAACUACUCGUGUCUGGCCAGCAAUGAGUUUGGGACGCUCGUCAGUCAGAAAGCCUCUGUUCAGUUCGGAUACUUGGACAUGUUUUCCUCGGACGAGCGGGAGGCGGUCUAUGUAAAGGAGGGGCAGGGGGCGGUGCUUCUGUGUGAUCCGCCUCCACACUUCCCAGAGGAUCUGUCCUUCCGCUGGAUGCUCAAUGAGUUUCCGGAAUUCAUUCCUCUGGACAAGCGGCGCUUCGUGUCUCAGACCACCGGGAACCUCUACAUCUCCACCGUACGAGCGUCAGACAGCGGGAACUACUCCUGCUUCGUCUCCAGUCCGUCCAUCGCCAAGAGCGUCUUCAGCAAGUUCAUCCCACUGGUGCCCAUCGCCGAGCGUUCUCUGAGGAAAUAUCCGCUGAUAUCAAAGUCAAAUCUCCAGACACUUACACGCUGCUGGGUGCAGAACGUAACGCUGGAGUGCUUCGCGCUGGGAAACCCCAUCCCUCAGAUCCGAUGGAGGAAGGUGGACGGUGAUCUGCCAGUCGAGCGCCACAACAUCAGUAUGUCAGGAAGUCUCCUUCAUCUUUAUGACAUCCAGUACGAGGAUGAAGGUUUAUACGAGUGUGAGGCCGACAACUCCAAAGGCAAAGACAGACACAAAGUGCAUCUGUAUGUGGAGGGAGCUCCUGAAUGGGUGGAGAAGAUCAGCAGCUCGGAGAGAGACAUCGGAGGCGAUUACAUCAUGUCCUGUCUGGCCAGCGGGAAACCCAAACCCCAUGUGCACUUCCUGAAGAACGGACGAAUGUACGGCAAGAACCACGAGUUGCGUUUCACAGACCUGACGUUUGAUGAUUCAGGGAUGUAUCAGUGUAUCGCUGAGAACCGUCACGGCACGAUAUACGCCAACGCCGAGCUCAGGGUGUUCGCCGGUGCUCCUUCAUUUGAGUGGAACCCAGUGAAGACCAAACUUCUGGGGGCCAAAAACGGGCGCGUGGUGAUUGCCUGCAAACCCCGAGCGGCGCCGCGGCCGAGCAUCUCCUGGAGCAAAGGAACCGAGCUCCUGCACAACUCCAGCAGAAUCUUCAUAUGGCCAUACGGGAGUUUUAGAGCUUUCUGAACGUCACCAAAUCAGACGAAGGCAAUACCUUGUUUGGCAGAAAACGACCGAGGCCGAGCGAACAGCUCCGGAUCGCUGUCAGUCACCGACGCCACGAAGAUCACUCUGGCUCCGUCCAGUGCUGACAUCAGUGUGGGCGAGAGUGCCAGGAUGGAGUGCGCCGCAUCACAUGACCCCACCCUCGACCUCACCUUCAUCUGGUCCCUCGACGCACACGUCAUCGACCGAGACAGAGAGCAUUACGAGAGCAAAAUGGAUGUUAAUCAGGACGGCCAGGCCGGGACGUCCAGCUCAGAGCUGUUGAUCAGUAACACACAGCUGAGACACGCGGGACGUUACAGCUGUACAGCGCAGACGCCGGUGGACAACGUCACGGUCUCUGCAGAGCUGGUGGUCAGAGGUCCCCCAGGUCCUCCUGGAGGUGUGCGCGUGGACGAGGUGUUGACCAGCAGUGUGAGAGUGACCUGGAGUCACGGGACGGAUAACCUGAGUCCCAUCUCCAAAUACAGCAUCCAGUACAGAGAUGUGCAAGCACAGCAGGACUGGAGAGACGCCUCCACCUCUCCAGUGAAUGUGGAGGGAAAUGCAGAAAUGGCCACCGUGAUCAAUCUGACGCCAUGGACGGAGUAUGAGUUCAGGGUCAUCGCCACCAACACGCUGGGCACCGGACCCCCGAGUGACCCCUCGCCCAAAAUCACCACCAGAGAAACCAGGCCUGUUGUGGCUCCGUCAGAUAUCGGUGGAGGAGGAGAAACCAGUCGUGAGCUCACCAUCACAUGGACGCCGGUCCAGCAGUACUACUACGGCAGUAAUUUUGGCUACAUCAUCAUCGCAUUCAAGCCUCAUAACGACCCCGAGUGGAUGAGGGUGACGGUGACAGAUCCACAGGCCCGAAAGUAUGUCCACAAAGACUCGAAAAUCCCCCCAUCCACCAGGUUUGAGGUGAAGAUGAAGGCCUUCAACAGUCAGGGGGAAGGGCCGUUCAGCAUCAGCGCCUUCAUCUACUCCUCUCAGGAUGUUCCUGCAGAAGCUCCCACCAUCAUUGAGGCGAGGACGCUGUCGGCCACAGAAGCCGUCGUGUCCUGGGUGCCUCUACAGCUGCAGACGGUUGAAGGAUACCAGGUCCGGUACUGGAGGGAGUCGGUGGAGAACGAGGCGUCUGCACAGCGUGCUCUGGUUUCCAGUCGAGAAAACCACACGCGUCUGGACAACAUGAAGCCCAACUCACAUUACCUGAUCGAGGUGCGGGCGUAUAACGGCGCCGGAUACGGACCCGCCAGCCAGCGCCACAAAAUCUACACCAAGAAAGCACCUCCUAGUCGGCCUCCUAAAAUCAUCGGCACAAAGAUGAACUACAGCGGCACGACGAUCAACAUCGCCUGGGAGCAGGUGGAGCCGCUGGCCAACGAGUCGACGGUGGAGGGAUAUAAGGUCCUGUACAGGCCGGAGGGGCAGCCCAGCGGCAUGCUGUACACCACAGUGAAGCAGUCCAUCGAUCUGCCCAUGAAGAAGGGUGAUUACCUGGUGGAGGUGCGCGCGCACAGCGAGGGAGGAGACGGAGCCGUCGCACAAGUGCGCAUCGCAGGUGCUGCCGUUCUGGCGUCUCCGUCUCUCGGCUUCUUCUGGCUGCUCCUCACGGUUCUGUUGACUUUGAGUCUCUGAAUGUAGUUUCAUCCUGAUUCAGUGAAGCUGAACUCUCACAGGAGGAAACCCACCGAUAUUCAGAGUCUGCGCGGCUCUGACUGGACAUUCAGGACAGAGCGUGUGUUUAAUGUCUGAACAGUUCAAUAUGCCUUACAACAUCUCACACUCUGAUCUAUUACUGAGCGCUGAUUGGUCCAGAUGGAGCGGAAACAGGAAGUGUUGCCGUGAGACUUCCUGUGUGUUUUGGUGACAGAACAGCGUCUCACGUUUGUCUUUGUCAUUGUCAGAUCAGUGGCUUUCUCUUAUUUCUGUGGACGGAUACAGUCAAAGCAAACCAACAAUUCACAUUCAACUCCAUUCAGCAUCCAUUCACUUUUAGAGGAUUAUUAUAUAUGCAAUAAUUUAUAAGAUAUUUGUCUAUUCAACACUGUAUCUGUUUUUUUAUAUUAGCAUAUCUGUGAUAGAGUUUUGUUUUAAAAUGAGGAUAUAAUUUUAAUAUCUGUAUUGGGUUCAUGUGAGGAACAUCAGCGGCUGAAUGAAACGGACGUUUGUGUUUUUGUUUGUUUACAAGCUUCAGUCUCAGAAAUAUUCUGAAAUAUCAUCAGCCGAUGUAGACGAACUAAUACUGCGAAUGCAUUUGUGUUUUAGUGUGAUUUAAUGUGAUUUCACAGUGAACACAUCCAAGUGAACACCAGUGCUGGGUAGUGACUGAUUACAUAUAAUCUGGAUUACAUAAUCAGGUUCCAAACAUUUAGUACUUGUAGUUAGAUUUUAUUACGUAUUAAAAUGUUUGUAAUCAGAUUUCAGUUACUUUUUUAUAGAUUACAUGAUUACAGAUUAUUCACACAAUAGCAUUCAAUUAUUUAGAACUGAGUUAUUCUCAUAUGUAUGAGAUGAAUAAUUAUGCACGUUACUAAACACUGCCGAUAUAUAACUGACAUAAAUAUUUCAGACCUGGAAGACUUUGUCAUUGCUGUUUCCAUGUUUAUUAGUGUUUAACCCCUCUGACCUUUACCUGAAGCUCCCCUGACAUUCAUAGUUUAUUCCAAAUAAUUCAACAACAUAUUUGCAUGUACUUUGAUGUCAGUUAAUCGUCAUAUAUUUUAUUUAUUUUUCCCAUUUAAAGCUAUAAAAAAGUAAUCUAAAAGUAAUGCAAAAGUAGUCCAAACAAAUACAUGACCUGAAAUGUGUAAUCUAGAUGACAUUACUGCUUCAGUUUUGUAACCCGUAACAGACUGGAGUAAUCUAGCCAGCACUGGUGAACACAGAUUCAUUGAGUUAUUAAUGCAUCAGAUUCAGUUUCAUGGUGGAAGUUUCAUACACAUUAAUUACAUUCGUUAAUAACCACAUAACAAACGAUUCUUGAGCACAAAACUGCUUUUGUUUUGACUGUAUCAUUCAGAUCUGUGUGUCAUUGGCAGGUGAUUUGUGCUGAAUGUCAUUUAACGUUUUUAUUUUUAUAAUAAUGUUUGUUGCAGUCGCUAACUUUAAAUGAUGAUGUUCAGACCGUUUCAUCCAUCUCUGCGAGUUUCAUAGUGGAGUGUUUGCUGGAAUAUAUGAUUUAUAUUCUGUUUACUCAUGCAUCUGUUUGUUUAUAAACAGAUCACAUGAUCUGCCAUUCAUCUGAUGAUCUGUAGAUUGUUUUAUUGAUUUGAGAAACUCCUUCAGGAUCAGAUUGUUUGUAAUGAAGCGGAGCAGGGAUUUGAUGUGAUUUGAUGUGUUUGAGCUGAAGUUUCUCCUCAUUUAAACCUCCACUAAGUGCUUUUGCUCCUGAUGUUCGUCUGCGUGAGAGAGUUUUGCCAAAUGCAUGGAUGCCUUGAGCUUUAGCGGCCUGCAGUUAUUCAGAGGCCAGAUGCAUGAUGGGAUUGAAUGACUGAUCGUCAUACUCGCUGGUUCAGUUCAACAACAGGUCAGACUCUUUAACUAGACUAACCUGUCAGUUAUUACCUGCUUCAUUCAUCUCAGUCUUCAAUUAAACUUUAUAGAGACCAAACAAA